AUGAAAAUGCUGAAUGCUCGUUGUGAUAACGUUAUCAGUGGCGGCAGAGCAACACAACUGAUAUUACAAUUGCUGAUAACAUUAAUCAUUAUGCUUAAUAAGCCAAGUGAUGCUUGUUUUGGUGGUGGCUCAUUAUGUUGUCCACCAUCAGCAAUGCAUUGUGCUCAUACAGCACCACCAUGCUCCUCAACAAGCGAUGGCUGUGGUCGGAACGGAUGCGGUAGCGGUGGUAGCUAUUUGGGACCACCGCCACCAGCGCCAUUAGGUGUUGGAGCAGGUGGCGCUUAUAUGCAACAACCAAUGGCUUAUGUUAGCAGUGGGAGUGGUCCAUCUUAUGGAAGAGGUAGCAAUAUUGGAGCAUUAUAUCAAACUGCUGAAAAAAGACCACCUGUUGGUGGUAAUUUUUACACAGGUGGUGAUAAAGCAGUAGCUGAUAAUAUUGCACCGGGAUAUGGUGGUGGUAUGAGAGGAAGCGAAGAUGGAAUUGUUGGUUUUACACCGCCAGCAAAUAUUGCACCGCCACCACCACCACCACCGGAACUACCAUUACCAUUACCGAAACAAUACGCUUACAACAAUGGUAUGAUGCAACCGGAAGAACAAUUAGCACCUGCUGCUAUGACUCAAGAGAGUCGUGCUCCUGAAGGUAAACAAAAUUUACCAUAUCGACAACCAUCAGUUAGUGAAAAUGCUUAUGAGGAAAUUGUUAGCGAUCAUGAAGGUGCACAACAGCAACAACAACAACAAUUGUUUACUGAUAAAACUGAUAAGAAUAGCAUUAAUAUAGGUUCAAUGGUGACAAGUGAUAGUAAUAAUAAAUAUGAUCAAAUUGAAUCUCAUACAUCAAUUAAUGAUGGUACAAAUUAUAAAACUAACAGCGCUUAUCAAAGUGAUACAUCCGCUGCGGAAAGCGAUCACGGAGCAACGACAGCGUUAGCAACGGCAAUGAGAUCAGCGGAAUUUACAUCAUUGGAAUCAUCCGGUUUGGAUGCAAAAAAUAAUGCUAUAUCAGAAGCAAUUGCCGGUUAUGAUAAAAGCAACGGUAAUGCAAUUAUUGAAUCAAGAAGUAUUGAAACGGAUGAUUCAACAUGCAAUGAUCCGGUUUUGAAAGCUAUUAUUGAGUCAACACUAAAAGAGCAUCGUGAUAACUUGGAUGCAGCACGAAGUAUUGAAAGUAAAGCAUCAAAACGUUUCGGUGGUCGUUUUAAUUCGAUUGUUUCCGAUUCCGAAUUUGCUUACGUUAAUUGGUACGGUAAACGUAACUGUCAAUUGCAAUUUAAUGGAAGGCAUUCAUUAACAUGGGAAGAUUAA
Molecule: messenger RNA, 1311 nt
Organism: Brugia pahangi
Lineage: Eukaryota; Metazoa; Nematoda; Chromadorea; Rhabditida; Onchocercidae
Source: the annotation of a GenBank genome assembly